Molecule: messenger RNA, 1720 nt
Organism: Ficedula albicollis (Collared flycatcher)
Lineage: Eukaryota; Metazoa; Chordata; Aves; Passeriformes; Muscicapidae
Gene: RMP24
Product: chromosome 2 open reading frame, human C18orf21
Exons: 3
Coding region: 439-915 (158 amino acids)
Source: RefSeq, a predicted model, not a curated record
GUCAUGUCAUCUUCGCACACUUAAAAGUGGGCAAAAAGUUUUACAAGGUUCUGUUGAUCCUGAUCUGGUAGAAGAUUGUGUGUGCCUACAUGGAGCUCUUUGCAGAAUUGUGAGCCUCCAAUGCUAAAGAGUUUAGCAAGGAAUCGCAUUUUUUCAAGAAAAUCUGCAGUUAUGUAUUGUAGGAACUUGUGCCAUGCAUUAACUUAGUCUGAAUUGUGCUCAGCUUCCUUUUGUGUUCUAGUGUUAUCCUAAACACAAAAACACUUGGGUAAUGUCAAAAUUGAAACACACCAUUUAAAAGUUUGCUUAUAAAACAUAGUUAUUUCAUCCUUUUGCCUUUACUUAUCUGUAGCUAAGGAACGUGGAUUAGAAAGGAUAUGUCCUUACUGCUUCCAGUUCCUGGUUCCUGACAGCUACCGGGUGCGCCUCAAACCAAAGAUGAAAGUGACUCCACAGAUAGAGAAAGUUCUUAAACGAGAGGCAAAGAAUCAUAAACUUAACAUGAAACAGACAAAGCUUUUGAGAAAGUACAAGGAGUCAAGAAGUGUUCUGCUGGUUACUUGCAAAUCUUGCAACAAAACAACAAGACAUUAUGGUAAAAGCAGGGAUUUUCUGGCUACCAGAACACAAAAUUGUGGCACUCCAGGUAUCAAAUCUAGCCUGAAGACACCAGAUGUAAAAAUUCAGUCUGCAAAGAAAAUGACACCUGUAAGCUGCAGUAGGUUGGGAUCUAAAGGGAACAGUCCCUCAUCACUUUCCAGGACACGUGAAUCUGGACAGACAACAACCAACUCUGCUUCCAAGACUCCCCGAAACUCCAAAUUUCACUUUUCUAAGCUAAAACGGAUGCUUGACCUAGAAGAAAAAGAGAAAAGCCAGAAGGCAGAUUUCAAAACCUUUCUGACUUUACUUUAGUUAUAUAUUAUUUCAAAGUAAUAAAGAUUACAGCAAUAAAUAUUGCUCCAGUUUUAGUAAAUCAGCAAAGUGAUUUCUUUAAAACUCAAGCUAACAUCCUGUACUUUGUGGAAGCAUAGACCGUAUUUUUUAGAAGGAAGCUCUCUUUCUAAGGGGAGUGAUUGUCUGCCAGAGGAAGUUGAGAAGAUAGCCAGUUUAAUAUGCUUGGGAAUCUUGAACAUUGCAGUUUUUGAUGCCCCAAGAAUUAAAAGCCAGGAUUGAUCCUUUGAGAAAGCUGAUGAUAGUCCAACCAGGACCAUUUAAUUGUCAAGAUUAAAGAUUUUCAAUUUAUGUUUGGCACAGAGAUCAGAGAGGACAUUGUAAAGUCACUGUUCAGGACUGAGGUUAUAGCCUGUCCCACUUAGUCUGCAGUGAUGAUUCUGCACAUGGUGCUUUUCCUCCUGAAAAAUACAGCAAAUUAGUUAAAAGCAUUUACUUUUUUGGAUUUAAAGGUCUGUAUUUUCCUUUUCUUUUGCUAGUUUAAUGAAUAGUUUACUUUAAGUGCCUUCAGACUCAGUGAACACUGCUUAAGAAAUACGACCAGCAAAUAACUUGGACUGGGAAGCAGUCCAGGGCAGGGGAGAAUAGUUCAUUGUAAACUGUACUUAAGAGUCUCAGAGAUUGGCAUGUAACCUUUUUAUAUCUCCUGUACACUUGCACAAUAACUGAAGGGUGCAUUGCUCUUUGUCUCUUAUGUAUGUGUAGGAUAAAAUGAACUGCCAUUCUUUAAUCAAAAUACAAACCUUGGAGUGUUGCCUUUUUCAGC